AAACCAUGGUUGUAAUAUUAAGGUCCGAGCAUUGUAGAGACAAAUGGUGCCUUAUAAAUUCUGAUCCCCAGAUUAGUUCUCUUAACAUACUGCCUGUUUAGCGUUUAUCAUCUCUUACAACAAUUCCCCCCAACAACAUGGUGGCAGCUGCCUCCGAUUCCACAGCAAAUCUCGCCGUCAAUGAUCAUCCCAAGUUAGCCGGGAAAGUAGCCAUCAUCACCGGUGGCGCAAGCGGUAUCGGAGAAGCUACGGCGCGUCUGUUUGCCAACGAGGGUGCACUUAUAAUAGUAAUCGCUGACAUUCAAGACGAGCUGGGCAAGCAGGUGGCGGCGUCCAUCGGAACCGACAAGUGCAGCUACGUCCACUGUGACGUGGCUGACGAGGAUGAAGUCAAACACCUCGUGGAAUCGACUGUCAAUACUUAUGGACGACUAGAUAUCAUGUUCAGCAACGCCGGUGUGGCGAGCGCCUCCGAACAGACCAUCCUUGACCUCAACUUCUCCGAAAUGGACAGGUUAUUUGCGGUCAAUGUCCGCGGGAUGGCGGCGUGUGUGAAGCACGCUGCUCGUGCGAUGGUGGAGAAGCAAGUGAGAGGGAGCAUAGUGUGCACGGCAAGCGUGGCGGGCAGCAACGGGUUCCCGAUAGGGACAGACUACUGCAUGUCGAAGCAUGCAGUGGUUGGGCUGAUACGGUCGGCGAGUGUGCAACUGGCAGCGCGUGGGAUAAGGGUGAACAGCGUGUCACCCACGGCAAUAGCGACGCCAUUGUUGUGUAACGGGAUAGGACUGAGCUCGGAAGAGGCCAGAGAGUUCUGUCGAAAAUGCGCGAGGUUGGAGGGCGUGGAGCUCACACCCGAACUCCUAGCGAAGUCGGUGCUGUUUCUGGCUUCAAACGACUCGGACUUUAUAACCGGUCAUGAUCUGAAGGUGGACGGAAGCCUUGCGAGUUUCUGAAGGCGGACGCGAGCCUCGGGGUUUCUAAAGUAAAAGUUAUGUGAAGUCCCAGAUACUGUGUGUUACUUGCUAAUAGAAUAAGAAAUAUACGUGAUACGGAGAAUGAAUCUACCUUUUUUUUUUUUUUUCACACCAGAAUGAAUCCACUUUAAUUUUACAAAGUUUGCCUUGUUUGGAGGUCAGAAUAUUCUAUAUUUUACAAAAAUUAUAAUAAAAUAAGAAAAAUAGUUUUUCCCUU
This is a messenger RNA of Prosopis cineraria, 1191 nucleotides long. RefSeq names its product (-)-isopiperitenol/(-)-carveol dehydrogenase, mitochondrial-like. The record is from RefSeq and is a predicted model, not a curated record. The coding region runs from base 138 to 953 and encodes 271 amino acids. Gene Ontology annotation, molecular function: oxidoreductase activity. The transcript has a single exon. Lineage: Eukaryota; Viridiplantae; Streptophyta; Magnoliopsida; Fabales; Fabaceae.